Hypomesus transpacificus is the source of this 2387-nucleotide messenger RNA. Its product is annotated as T-complex protein 11-like protein 1. The coding region runs from base 380 to 1942 and encodes 520 amino acids. The transcript is spliced from 10 exons. The record is from RefSeq and is a predicted model, not a curated record. Gene Ontology annotation, biological process: regulation of sperm capacitation. Lineage: Eukaryota; Metazoa; Chordata; Actinopteri; Osmeriformes; Osmeridae. Gene Ontology annotation, cellular component: acrosomal vesicle; sperm flagellum.
CCCUCUGUUUUUGUUUGAGUUUGGAAGAAUCCAAUCCCCCACUCAACGUACCAGAAAAAAUACUGUAGUUAAUUAAAAUACAAAUUACACCAACAAUGGAUUAUUGUUUGCCGUGGAAUAUUAGUGAACGUAAUCCUUCUUGGAAGUGGCACGUUUGACUUCGGUUCGGUGUAAUGCCGAUUUUCGAAUAAUGUAUGCCUCUUCUUUGUGAAAUGGUUCGCUCCUGGUUUGAAUCUGACAGCGCUGCGAAACCCGGACAUAACGAUUCUUCAAUACCCUACCAACAUUGAAUGCAAGCGAAAUUUUUGCCAAACACCAGCUUGCCAAGCCAAACACUCACAUACUUUAUUUAACUGAACAUCACCAACGUGUGGUUACAAUGCCGAAUGUAAACGAGGUAAAAGAAGCGAAUGGAGAGACACCGAUCGACAUACCUUGUCUUCAGAAACUGGACUCUCCCACAGGCAGUCCCACUAAGGGGACCCCCUUACCAGAGCGGGCGGAGCUGGAGGGCUGUGUCUCCAACCUCAGCCUGGCCCACGAGAUUGUGAUGAACCAAGACUUCUGCUUUAGACAGACCAGCCCACCCAAAGACAGUCUGGAGGGGAGGGUGACGGAGGUGGUUCACCGAGCCUUCUGGGACGUUCUCCAGGAGCAGCUGUCCAGCUGCCCUCCAAACUACAGCCAUGCUGUCACCUUGCUGCAGGAGGUCAAGGCUACCCUUCUCUCCCUACUCCUGCCUGGCCAUGCCAGGCUGCGCGCCCAGCUGGAUGAGGUUCUCGACCUGCCUCUGAUCCAGCAGCAGGCACACCACGGGGCCCUGGACCUGCCCCGCCUGGCCGCCUACGUCACCAGCACCAUGGGCUCCCUUUGUGCCCCCGUACGGGACCCAGACAUCCGGGCCCUGCAAGGCCUCUCAGACCCAGUGGACAUCCUCAGGGACAUCCUGCGGGUGCUGGGACUGAUGAAGACCGACAUGGUGAACUUCACCGUCCAGAACCUGAGGCCACACCUGCUCCAGCAGGCUGUCCAGUACGAGCGGACCAAGUUCCAGCAGAUCCUGGACAAGGAGCCAGCCUCUCUGGACCGCACCACUGCAUGGCUCCGAGGGGCUGCCCAAGAGUUCGUAUCUAAGCCCUCAUCAGGACCGGAGGGGGUCCCCCCCCCCCCUGAUGGUGCUCCUGGUUCAGUCAGCCCCACGGCCGUCCUCAACAGAGCCUGCCUGAACCUGCUCCGCUGGGACCCACAAGACCACAACUACCCCGAGGUAGAGAGGCCUCUGCCCCUAGGCCUCCACCUAGGGCUAGAGAUGGAGAUGAUGCAAAGUUCUGAGACGGUUGUGAUGGAUCGGGUCCGUCUGGAUUCUCUGGGUCGGAGUCUGAAUCUGCUGGUUCUGGAGGCUGCAGUACUUCUGUUGACCACCACUCAUUGUGGGGGCACUGUUUCCUCGCAGCAUGGGUUUGUAGGUAAACUGAAGAAGACCAUCACUGCCCUGUUGGAGGGCAGUCACAGCAGGAGCUGCGACCUGCAGGGGGCGCUGCAGGGCCUCGCGGAGCAGGUGCUGGUGCAGGUGCGGAGCGUCCAGGAGGGGAGCGUCCAGGAGGGGAGCGUCCAGGAGGGGCCGCUGCUGGACAGAGACGGACUGGAGCUGCUGAAGAGACAGAUCUCAGAUCUGGGGAAGGCUGACAACCCUGUCCGCAAGCUCAUAGGGGAGAGAGUAUGGGGCUACCUGCAGGCUACGCUGGAGGCCGGUUCCCAGCAGGGGGCCCCGGCCCCGCCCCCAGCCCUGCGCCUGGUGGGGGCUGAGCUCACCUCGCUGGCCUCCUCCUUCUGGAGAAUCCUCCACUUCAACCGCUCUGUGUUCGGGCCCUUCUACGCCCCCAUCCUCAGGAAGGUCCUGUUCCCAGAGAGAGAGGCUGAGAUGGGGGAAGACUCCCGCUAGACCCCCCCCCCCCCAGCCUGGAGCUCCACCUCGCUAAUAAGCUGCUGGAUCACUCAGGAGACAGAGACAGUGUGUUGUAUAUUGUUCAACUGUAGGAUCAUGUAAAUAUGUGUUUUGUAAAAAAUGAAGAAAAAAAAGUAGUUUCUUUUUUUUGCAUUGUUGUGUCAUAACUGGAAUAUGCUUUGGUGGUUUUGCGUGUAAAAUCAUAUUUCUAUAGUUUCCGUCAGAAAUGGUCAACUGUUACAUAUAUUUAACAAUGUUCCAGAAAUGUAGUGAGGUGUUUAUUCUUACUGUUGGAAGGUUUUGGUUAUUUUCCUUUUGAUCUGCAGUUUGGGAUUAAAUAGUUUACAAGUUCAUGUGUGUUAACUAGUAGACAACAGCAUUAACCAAAGAUAGCAAGUCCUUUUCUUUCAAAUAAAAUGACAGUAAUCUUUCUGAACUGGAA